Molecule: messenger RNA, 3798 nt
Organism: Poecilia reticulata (guppy)
Lineage: Eukaryota; Metazoa; Chordata; Actinopteri; Cyprinodontiformes; Poeciliidae
Source: RefSeq, a predicted model, not a curated record
AACAGCGGCCACUGUUUUAGCAUUUGUGCUGCUAAAAUGUACAACAAAAAAAAAAUCUAUUUUAAAUGUAGAGUAAAGGUAUUUCUGCUUUAUAAAAUCACUGCAGGAGAAAUUGGGCUGUUCAAAUGUGUUUGAUAUGACUUGUUGAAUCAUGCAGAUCAAAAUUUGAUUGUAUUCACACAUGUUCAGUGAAACAAAAAUUAUUUCAAAACUUUACAAUUAAAAACUGAUUUUUAUUGCGACAGACACAACUUGCUCUAUGAACACUGCCAUACUUCCAAUGACUACUUUUUAUAGUCUGAUGAAAAAUGUACCUACAGUCAAUUUAACAGUCUAAAAGCCAAUUCCUCCUCCUGCUGUGAUUCAGCUAAUUAAAGGAUUGAUUACACAUUCAGCUGUUACUCAAAAGAAUGAUCUCUGAGUAUUAAUGGCUGUGAGUUUAUAGACAAAACAUUAAUACAUUCAUAAGGAACACUGAUGUCAAACUUAUUCCCCACUACCCUGAGAAGAAAACAUAUGUUUAAAAAUCAUGAUCUAUCAGAAGAACAUAAGAACCAAACUAAAAAAUGUACUGGAAAUGAACCAAUGAAAAUCAGAUUUUGUUUUUUAAUUGUGGUUCAGCAGAAUCAUUUUAAAAACCGGCAGCUAAAAAGCUCUGAGUGAUGGAGACAGUUAUAAGCUUCAGUUUUCUGAGUGUUUGUGAAAACCUUUUGAACUACAAACGUUGGAGGACAUUUCUGAAAUAUGAAGGACAAAUCUGCUCACCUGCUGCAGAUUUCCAUUCAAUAGUGGGUGUUGGAGUGACCUCUGACAUUUGCUUAUCUUUAAGCAUGGUAGAUAAGCAUUUUAUAGAUAGUAAAAUGUACAGCUGCUGUUGAUUGAAGGAGCUUUGACAGGCUUGGAGACCAACUGGGAGACUUGGAGGGGUAUUGUUCUCCUGAUCCCAGUGUCUCUUUUGAGAAAAGCUUUAUGGUGAAUUGUAAUCGGAUAUAUGUGUUCAUUGCUAAUAAAAGUGGAUUGUGUCUUCAUUAUAAGUGCAUAACAUUUUCUAGGAAGAGGUGUUACCUAGCUCAGAAAGAAAUAAUGACCUGACAGAACAGAAAUGAUCAGUUUGUAGUGUUAAUUAAAGAUGAUUUAUUAGUAAGAUUAGAGGAGAUGCAGGUUGGUCAAUAUUUAAAUACGUUGGUAAUGUCCGACAUAUUUUCACAAAAACUGGUGGUGCAGCUGGUAGGACUGCUCUCUGCAUGUUCUCCCUGUGCAUGUGUGGGCUCCCUUUAGGGUCUCCAGCUUGCUCCCACACAGUAAAAACAAGACUCUUGUCUCUAGGUGCGUGUCUCCGAGGCUGAAUGUCUCUGUGCUGUCCUGGAGUCCUGGCCAGGGCAGACUCCGCCUCUCACCCAGUGGCUGCUGGAGAUAGACACAAUCAGAACGGCUGAAACUGAAACCGAAGUCUGGCUGAAGAAAGACUUUGCUGUGAGGAUUAACAGCUGUGAGGAUUGGCUGUGACAAAACAGAGUCACAGAGGACAGCCAACAGCCUUUCCUUCCUUCCUGGUUUUGAGAAAUGUUUCUUAAGGUGGUCUGAAACAAGGACAGGACUGAGCGUGAACGAGAAAGCAGCCAGUGUCUGGAGAGAGACUGAGAAACCUUCACAACAUCUGGAGAACUGCUGAUCAAGUUCAAAGGAUUGGACCAUGCAGAAACGGAAAAAUCGGAGAGAAUACACUGAACAUUUUGUUAAAAGGCGUCACCUGAAGCUAACAGAACUGAAAUUGGAAGCUGAAAGGUUUGGUUUGGAAAACAGAUACCUCCGGACUGAAAACAUCCCAGAAUAUCCCAAACCAGAGUUCCACGUGAGUCUUCUGAAACAUGAAACUACAGGAUCAGGGCUUUGUGGGAUCAGGAGGGAUGGGGGCUUCAGGAAUCCAUUUGGAGGAUCUUUGAUAUGGUGGAGUCUGGCUGUGGGACCGGACCAGAUGAAGGAAGCAGAGGCGAGGCUCCUGGAGAAGAAGUUCCCAGACCGGAUGGAGGGCGAAGAUCCUGAGCAGCAGAGCUUCCUGUGGAGGUUUGCCACAUCUCCAGCCUUCAAGGAGACGUCCCGGCUGGGCUGGUACCGCUUCACCUUCCCUCUGCAGGAGGUGCUGACGGCCUACAGAGACCAGUUCUGCUCCGGUUUUCAGCCCAUCAUGCGGGUCUACGAGACUGUCCUAUACGGACAAGAAGUGAUGCAUGUUGUUCUGGUCCACAGUCCAGCUAAGCAGGACUUCUCACACUACCCUUUGCUGAUUGAUGACCCAGAUGCUGUCUGUGUUUACAAAGACGGACAUUUUAUCUGGAGACCAGAGGCCAUGUGUGAGAAACACUGGUUGAAGCUGGUCUGCAGACCUGACAGCCAGCAGCUGGAGGCCUGUGGUGUAGCCGAGAAUCUCUCUUAUGUCUGGGACAAGGUUGCUGUUGCUCUGGAUGUUGGGAAGACACAGGUGCUAAAGUUUGAUGCUGAUCGACUGCGAAACAACCUGAAGUACUGUCUCCUAGAUGACAUUAACUGCCUUCCAAAGGAUCACAUACUGGUCAGUUUUGAUGAUGCUAAAACGGUGGUGAAGAGGCUGUGGCCGGGCUGGAGCGGUCCUCUGGAGGAGGAGCUCUCACUGCGGCACAGUUUAUCAGUUUCAGGCCUGCGCCUGGUUUUGGUUGGGUGGGCUGGAGUUGGGAAGAGCUCUAGUGGGAACACCAUCCUGGGAAGAAACGCCUUCAGGACCAGUCCACCUUUUGGUAGAAGCCGCUGCUGUCUGCAGAGAGGCAACGUCUUCAGCAGGGAGGUGACCGUCAUCGACACUCCAGCUCUCCCAGAAACAUCCGAUCCUGAGGUGAGGAAGGAGAUCUUCAGCUGCAUUAACCGGUCGGCGCCGGCGCCCCACGCCAUCCUGCUGGUCAUCAGACUGGGGUUCCUCACUACGCAUGUAGAGGAAACAGUGAAGCAGGUAGAAAAGAUGUUUGGAGAAAAUGUGUGGAGACGCACCAUGAUCCUGUUCACCCACUGGAACCAGGAAGAACCAGACAUCCAGAGGCAUCUGAAGGAGAAUGAAAACCAACUGACACUCCUGUUUGGGAAAGUAGGCAACAGAUUUCAGGUCCUCAACAACAACUCGCGUCACAGAGACGUUCAGCAGGUCUGGGAUCUGCUGUUUGAGGUGAAGGAGAUGCUGGUGAACAAUAAACUGGUGUAAACGGGGCAGGACCACAGUUUCAGUGUUUCAGAAGAAGGUAGUAGGGAAUGUUUUAGAGAUGAAAUGGCUCGGAUCAUCAGUGUUUUCAAGAAACUGUCAUACAGGAAUGGAAAAGCACCUUCACUGACAUGAUCUCUGCCUCAACACAUGAUAAACUCCUGGCUUUUCAGCACAUAAUUCAUUCUCAGGGACUGCAGCAGAAACUUAUCACACAGAGUAACAACAGAGAUUUCCAAGUGCUGAAAAAACAUCCAAGUGAACUCUUGUUUUUAGCGAGAGCAGCUUCAUCCUGCACACAUCAUGUGAGAGUCGCAUGUGGCUCUUUGACGGAUCCUGCGUCUUUUUUUUGUUUUUCUAAAAUGCGUGUUUAACAAAUGUGAUUCUGUGACAAUACUGAAAUUUCCCAUAGUUUUUGAAGGCAGCACUGGCACAAGCAGUGUAAAGUGCAUAAUGUGGUAAUAUUCUGUUAAGCUACUGCUACAAGAAUGGCAGAGAUUUUUCAACUGCAGAAAAAACAGAACAAAAGUGAGAAAAAUCAGAAAUAAACAGACUUCCCUGAGAGUUUAAAUUAA